GAGGGCCCAAUCCCAAGCGCUGCCGGGCUGACGUCGCCUGCGGCUGAUGCCUCGUCGACCGCUGCUGCGCUAGCGACCGGCCGACCCAACGGCGAGCGCUACUUGGGGGAGACGGGGAGCCUCCGACGCUGUGAAGUGUGAAUUUCCUCACUCCUCCUCGCCGCGGGUUCCGACCCAGGCCCAGCCAUGGGGACGGCGGCGCCGGCGAUGAUGCCGACGGAGGACCUUGAGGCGGCCAUCGCCGAGCUCCCUGCCAAGAAGGGCGCCCUGCGCGAGGCCUUCGACAGCCUGGCCGCCUGCUCGCCCUACCCGCUCCCCUUCACCUGGGAGAACCUUGACGCCCACGUCUCCACCGUCCAAUCCUCCAUCUCGCGCCGGUUCAGCCAGCUCCGGGCGCUCGAGGCCGCGCGCCCGGCCCGCACUAGUGAGAAUAAGGAAGGGGCUAACAAAGUGGAAGAAGAAGAAGAGGAGGAGGAAGAAGAGGAGGAGGAGGAAGCGGAGGAAGAAGAGGUGGAGGAGGAAGCGGAGGAAGAGGAGGAGGAGGAGGCGGAGGAAGAAGAGGAGGAGGAAGAGGUAGAAGAAGAGGAGGAGGAGGCGGAGGAAGAGGAGGAGGAGGAGGCGGAGGAAGAAGAGGAGGAGGAAGAGGUAGAAGAAGAGGAGGAAGAGGCGGACAAGCAGAUGCAGGAGGCCGACGGCUACAUUGGCAAUGAAGCGAAGGAUGCUAAAGAGGGCGGCGUGGAUGACAAGCGGGAUGCCAACGAAGAGGCGGUGACUACCAAGGUCUCUGAGGGGCAAGGCAAAGAGGCUGAAGGUGAGGAGGAGCUUGAUGGAGAGCAGGAUACUGAACCUGAAGAGGAGAUGGUUGAAAAGAUGACCAAGAAACAGCGUAGAGGGCUUCCUGCAGGUGGUAUAAAGGAAUUUGCUGAGGCAUGUGGGAGAAUGGAUGCAGGGACACUGAUCGAGAUUGUGAUAUGUGUCAGCGUCAAUAAAAAGUUGCUGUUCGCACUGCACCUUGCCCCAGAUCCGGCGGCCCUUGUCCUUCAAGUGGUCAAGCUACUCCUAUCCAGCAAGGACUUCAAGUGCUCCAAGGUCUGGGGGAAAUGUAUCAGGUUGUUUCGCUGGUUGUCUAUGAAUUCUGUCAAACAUUCUGCAGACACAAUAGAGCAAGCCAAGCUGGUGGCAAAGGAUUGGAAGGAAAUGAUCGGCAGACCAGAGUGUUGUGGGGAACUUGACUCGCUGGCUAGGAGCCUUCUCGAGUUCCUCAUCGCAUAUAACAUUGUUUCUGAAUUCAGUAUCCAUGAGAUCAUCAGUAUUUUUGCUAUGGUCCCUCGCAAAGUUCAGAAGAAACAGAACAACACUGACAAUGUUAAGCUUUGCGAGGAGCUUGGGCUUGCAGAUAGGCCCACAGAUUUAAUUGACUAUAUGAUUGGAAAUGGGCAGCAUCUUGAAGUUUUUCAUGUGUUACAAUUUUUUAAUUUGGAGGACAAGUAUACCCCAUUUUCUCUUCUGAAGGGAUACAUUGAGAAGGCCAAGCAGACUUCUGUGGAGCUAUUUAGAAAGAAUGAAACACACAAGUCCUUGAACUUGGCUAUACCAAAGGAAAUAUGGAUUGCGCAUCAACUAGCUCAGCAUAAACUCGCUGAUUCUAGCCAACGCAGUGCUAUUUUGGCAGAAAUUAGAUAUUUGAUUGGUUCAUAUAAAAAGCAACAAAGGUCAGGAAAUCCCUCAACGCCUGCAACAUGGGAUUCACAGCAUCAGCCAACGAAACAUAAAAAGAGGAACAAGAAGCGCAAGAAAGAGGAGCUGGAGCACCAUCAGGCACAAGUCAACCAGCAGCAGCAGGCACAGAAUGAAAACAAGUUAAUCCAAGGAAAGCAACAUCAGCUGCAUCAACAAGAAAAUAAGGCGCAGGUGACAGAGCAGCAGCAGCAUAUGCAACCGCCAAGGCCAGCUACUCUUAAGCUUCCAACACCUGCUGUUCCUCUGGUUCUGAAUGUUCCUCAGAUCCAAAACUUUGGGCGCCCACCAUACGCUGCUGUGCCUGGAGUUCAGAAUUACCCUGCCCAGCCAGGUUGGCUUGUAGGAUUAGGAAUGCCAUUUGUACCGCAAUUCAGAUCACCUCAGUAUAUGGGUCUGACAUUUAAUCCCUUUGCCCUUCAUCCUCCGUCCUAUCCCAGAUAGUGUAGAAGUUCUGUCGUUCUGCAUCGACCGCUGAGUGAAACUAUAUAUGGUGAAGCGUAGAAGUUGUAUAUGAAACAGCCCUGUAUUGGUUCGUUCUGUAAGUGGUUUUGUGUUCAUUUGUUUUAUGUGACGACAGUUCUCUCGCAACAUGGUGUAUGGACAGUUGCCAAUCACUUGCAUCGAUUUGUUGAAUAUAAUUUUAUAGGGCAGGUUUUGUA
Sorghum bicolor (sorghum) is the source of this 2399-nucleotide messenger RNA. RefSeq names its product FRIGIDA-like protein 3. NCBI's taxonomy places the organism in Eukaryota, Viridiplantae, Streptophyta, Magnoliopsida, Poales, Poaceae. The transcript is spliced from 3 exons. The coding region runs from base 187 to 2181 and encodes 664 amino acids. The record is from RefSeq and is a predicted model, not a curated record.